Molecule: messenger RNA, 309 nt
Organism: Vicia faba (fava bean)
Lineage: Eukaryota; Viridiplantae; Streptophyta; Magnoliopsida; Fabales; Fabaceae
Source: the annotation of a GenBank genome assembly
AUGAUAAAAUCUUCGUUGACCCCUUGCUCUGGCCGAUUGUUUCUCAACAUGAAGAAAAUGAAUUUGCAGAUGGGCUGCCCAAGCAAGGAGCUUCUUGGUAUAUACAUAAUUCAGAGUGACUAUAUUUCUCAGUUUUUAAAUUGUAUUAUUGUUAAGGGCAACAAACAAAUAUGCCCAUCCUGUUUAAACCCGCUGGUUAAAUACUUGGAAAAAAACAAGGUUGAACAGAACAUUCAUAGUAGAGAGGACGGGCCGAAAAUCUGGGGCGGGGUGAGGGUCAAAAAUCCAGGGUGGGUGGGGCGGUCAUAA